Molecule: messenger RNA, 2128 nt
Organism: Sodiomyces alkalinus F11
Lineage: Eukaryota; Fungi; Ascomycota; Sordariomycetes; Glomerellales; Plectosphaerellaceae
Product: major facilitator superfamily transporter
Exons: 4
Coding region: 281-1816 (511 amino acids)
Biological process (GO): transmembrane transport
Cellular component (GO): fungal-type vacuole membrane
Molecular function (GO): transmembrane transporter activity
Source: RefSeq, a predicted model, not a curated record
UGUCAUUGUGUGAUUUUGUCAUUUGUUUAAAUCUUUCUGGAAGAUGGACAGGGUUUGAAUUCGCAGAUCAAUUCAUCUUCAUUAUUCCACAUACUGCAGCUGAAUCGAUAUUCUUCAUUUUCGUAUUUCUCAUGACAUACUCACGACUCGGUCAACGCCCGAGCUUUCUGAGUUUCGUUCCGAUUUCUCCGAGCCAAUAAUCGGACCGAAGAAAGGCAAAAAAAAAAGGGAAAAAAAAGAGGAAAAAGGGGACCCGACCAGACGACUCACAGGCACAGCCAUGACGGGCCACACGCCCUCGUUCAGGCCCAGUGAAGAUGAUGUCGAAAAACAGCAGGUCCACAGUGAGACGAGGAUUGAGCAAUCGAAAACACGAGACACAGAAGAAGGAGGUCUCGGAGCCGUCGCCGUCCUAGAAAAGAAUGACGACGACAAAUUCAAUCGCGACACGGGUUCCAGACCCAGUGAAUCUACCGCUUCGCUGGACGAGUACCCUCCCCCGAACGGCGACAGGAUACGAGACGUAUCGACGGCGGAAGAAGAGUUACCGAGGGAGGAUACGGGAGCCGUCGGCCGGGUGGUGUCGUCAAAGUCCAGCGUGGCCCCGGAGCCAGCGCCGGAUGGGGGAUUGGCCGCGUGGCUGGUUGUCCUGAGUGGGCACCUCAUUGUGAUGAACACAUGGGGCGUCAUCAACUCGUUCGGCACAUUCCAGACCUACUACACAACGCUCCUCUCGCGGCCUCCCGAGGACAUCUCCUGGAUCGGUUCCUUCCAGAUCUUCCUCCUCUUCUUCAUCGGCGCCUUCACCGGCCGCCUCACCGAUGCCGGCUUCGCCCGCCAUUCCCUCACCAUCGGCGCCGUCCUCUGCCUGCUCGGCACCUUCGCCACCUCCUGGUGCACCCAGUACUGGCAGUUCUUCCUCGCCCAGGGCCUCUGCGUCGGGCUCGGCAACGGCUUCGUCUUCUGCCCCAGCCUGGCCGUCCUGGCCACUUGGUUCCACAGGCGCCGCGCCCUGGCCAUUGGCAUCACCGCCUCGGGGAGUGCUACCGGCGGUCUCGUGUUCCCCAGCAUGGUGAGGCAGCUGCUCCCGCGCGUCGGCUUCGGCUGGACCAUGCGCGCCAUCGGCUUUAUCCAGCUGGGUUCCUUCAUCAUCAGUAUUAUUUUUCUGCGGUCGAGGAUCAAGCCGCGCAGGUCGGGCAAGCUGGUUGAACUGGCCGCUUUUAGGGAGGGGGAGUACACUUUGUAUGCCAGCGGUGCUUUUAUGUGCUUCUUGGGCGUCUACUUCGCCUUCUACUACCUCGCCUCCUACGCCCGCGAGAUCCAGGGCAUGUCCUACCCCACCUCUCUCAACCUGCUUCUCAUCCUCAACGGCAUGGGCUACCUCGGCCGCCUGGUGCCCAACCACAUCGCCGACCGCAUCGGGACCCUCAACGUCUUGGUGCCCCUGGCUGCCAUCUCCGCCCUGCUGAUGUACUGCUGGAUGGCCGUCUCGUCGCCGGCGGGGCUCUACGUCUGGUCCGUGUUCUACGGCAUCGCGGCCGGAGGCAUCCAGUCCAUGUUCCCGGCCGCGCUGAGUGCCCUGACCACGGACCCGCGCCGCCAGGGCACGCGCAUCGGCAUGGUCUUUACCAUUGUGAGCUUUUCCGUGCUCAUCGGGUCGCCCAUAGGGGGGGCCAUCCUCACCGCUAUGGACGGCAGCUACGCCGGGGCCCAGGCGUUCGCGGGCACUUCUUUGGUCGCGGGUACGGUGCUUAUUUCCACUGCGAGAGAGGUGAAGAGACGCAAGGCGGGGCAGCCUUUCUGGACGAAGGUGUAAUAAUAAUGAAGAGGAGCCUGACUCUUGAGUUUAUCUUUUGGAUUCAUCAGCGCUGAGUAUUUCUUUCUUUCUGUUUCGAUUUUUUUUUUUUGGCAUUUUGCAUUUUGCAUUUUGCCAACACCAGCAUAUCAUGGCAAGAGCGUCAUCAUGUCAAUAGCGUCAUGACCGUAGAGUAUAGAGGAGCAUGACAUGGGUCGUUGGUUGUUCUGUUUCCACACUUGAUAUAACUUGCUCAUAGAGUCCCAGUCACGAAAGAAACGAAAAGGCUCGGGAAUGCACCAUCAACAUUACGGCUUAAUUUCUUGGCCAGGC